Colletotrichum phormii is the source of this 265-nucleotide messenger RNA. RefSeq lists its product as uncharacterized. Lineage: Eukaryota; Fungi; Ascomycota; Sordariomycetes; Glomerellales; Glomerellaceae. The transcript has a single exon. Bases 36 to 230 code for a protein of 64 amino acids. The record is from RefSeq and is a predicted model, not a curated record.
CGAACUCGGGAACGUGCAACCGACAGGUAAGGCGGAUGCAAAACAAAUUCGACGUCGAGAUAAGACAAACACACACACACACACACACGGAAAGUCGGAAUGGUGAUUUGCAUGUGCAUGUGCCAUCAAUUAUAUCGGGAGCCACAUCAUGUAAGACAAGAUCCCACCUCAACGCCGUUGCCCCCCACGGCGAGACAAGAAACCCCCCAAAGGUCCUGCCAGUCAUAUAAAAAUGUAUCAUGCGGCUCGGCCGAGACAGAGAAAG